UCUCUUGAUGAUCCAUAGCCUAUUUAUAUAUAAAGUUUGAGAAAGGUACAAAUUGACGAAAGAAGAGAAUUCCAUUUCCAUUGUAGAGAGAGAGAGAGAGAAAAAAAAAGAAGAGAGAGAAGAGAACGAUGUCUCGACAACCGGUUUACGUUCAACACUGUAUGGGCAUUAAUGGAUUGGAGAAGAUCAUUCUUAGAGAAAACCGUGGCUUCUCUGCUGAGGUGUAUCUAUAUGGGGGACAGGUUACAUCAUGGAAGAAUGAACUUGGGGAAGAAUUGCUAUUUGUCAGUAGUAAGGCUAAUUUUAAUCCUCCAAGAUCUAUACGCGGAGGCAUUCCAAUUUGCUUUCCUCAAUUCUCAAAUCUUGGUUCUCUUGAACAACAUGGAUUUGCAAGGAACAAGUUGUGGACCUUAGAUCCUAACCCCCCUCCAUUUCCAACAAAUAGCAACAAUAGAGCUUUCAUUGAUUUGCUUCUUAAAAACUCUGGAGAUGAUACAAAGAAUUGGCCUCACAGAUAUGAGUUUCGCUUGAGAAUAGCUUUGGGACCUACAGGAGAUUUAAUGUUGACAUCACGUAUUCGAAAUACAAAUACAGAUGGAAAAUCUUUUGCCUUCACAUUUGCCUAUCAUACAUACCUUUAUGUUACCGAUAUCAGUGAAGUUCGAAUAGAAGGACUAGAGACACUGGAUUAUCUAGACAACUUGAAGAAUAGAGAACGGUUUACAGAACAAGGGGAUGCUAUAGUAUUUGAAUCUGAAGUGGACAAAGUGUACUUGAGCACUCCCACAAAAAUUGCUAUCAUAGACCACGAAAGGAAGAGAACUUUCGUAUUGCGGAAAGAUGGGCUUCCUGAUGCUGUUGUAUGGAACCCAUGGGACAAGAAAGCAAAGACCAUAUCUGAUUUAGGGGAUGAAGAGUACAAACAUCUGUUGUGUGUUCAGUCUGCUUGUGUAGAAAAAGCAAUUACUCUCAAACCUGGUGAAGAGUGGAAAGGAAGGCAAGAAAUUUCUGCAGUUCCUUCAAGUUAUUGUAGCGGUCAACUCGACCCACGGAAAGUACUUUUCCAUUAUUAGAAGAAUCGGUUCCAAUGCAUUGUUGUACAGGGACUUUAGUCGCAUUGAUGGUGCUGUCAGUGAUUUCUUUCUUGCCCACAUUUUGCUUCAGGUUUAAGGGAGGAUUCCUAUUAACAAAUUUGUCUAUAUCAUUUUUGCCUUUAGUGUGUUCAGCUGCUUGAGCUAGAGAUGAAGUGGGUUGUUGGAAAAGAAUUUGAUUAUUGUAGAUUUGCAUAACCUUUUCCAUUGGGAGAAUAGAAACACUGCACCCUUGGAUGCAUAUAUCAUAUUUAUUUUAAGGUUAAGUUCUCCCUUUUUAAUAGUUAGUAACAAUUUCUUGUAUCUUUUGUUCUGUUUUUUUUAAACUUAUUUCACCUUUGUAGAAAAUAUUAUUGUUUUUAUUGAUAUGUUGUCUUGAACACAAGCAAUCAAUGCAAUGUAGUUUAAGGAUUAUUUUUCAAAGACA
Molecule: messenger RNA, 1518 nt
Organism: Cicer arietinum (chickpea)
Lineage: Eukaryota; Viridiplantae; Streptophyta; Magnoliopsida; Fabales; Fabaceae
Product: putative glucose-6-phosphate 1-epimerase
Biological process (GO): carbohydrate metabolic process
Cellular component (GO): cytoplasm
Molecular function (GO): glucose-6-phosphate 1-epimerase activity; carbohydrate binding
Source: RefSeq, a predicted model, not a curated record